Molecule: messenger RNA, 1881 nt
Organism: Thalassophryne amazonica
Lineage: Eukaryota; Metazoa; Chordata; Actinopteri; Batrachoidiformes; Batrachoididae
Product: surfeit locus protein 2-like
Exons: 6
Coding region: 83-823 (246 amino acids)
Source: RefSeq, a predicted model, not a curated record
UACGGUCAAACCACGUGUGGACACUUCCUGCAAGGGGCGGGGCCUGUUCAAGCUAAAGCUGGGUUUGAAAUGUUUUUAAGAUAUGGAAGAUUUACCUGCUGUUGUUAAAGGUUUUCUUCUAAACCACCCUUACCUUGAACUUACAGACAGCAAAAAGAUCAAAUGCACACUGAAUGGCCAUGAGAUUCCAUGCAAGCUGGAUGAGCUGCAAAAGUUCACCCAGGGCAAAAAGUAUAAGAAACUGCGUGCUGAGGCAGAUUUCAACUACAGCCAAUAUGAACCACACGUUGUGGCGAGCACCAAACAACCUAAUCGGUUCUUCUGUAAACUGACAGUCAAACACCUCAACCGGGAUCCACAAGAUGUCCUAAAACAUGUCAACGGGAAACGCUACAAGAAGGCCUUGUCCAAAUAUGAAGAAUGUGUGCAGCAGGGGAUCGAAUUUGUUCCAGCCAGACUCCAGCAGAAAAAACCAAAAGAGGACGGAGAGGAUGUCGAGCAGAGAAAGGCCACGAAACACAGGAACAUGUGGAUGCCCUCAUCCAGCGAUGAAGACGAUGACCACAGCGACUCAGAAGAUAGCAUGAGCGACCUUUAUCCUCCUUCUAUGUUCACUCUGAAAACCUCAAAAGAAUCAAAUGUGGUGGAUGAAAAGGAAGAGAAAGAUUUCCAAACGGAUGAAGAUGAGGAAAUGGAGGUGGACCAGCAAGUAAUGCCGAAACGCAAGAAGGUGCAGGGUGGUCAACAUAAGAAGAAAUUCAGAAAUUCCCACUGGAAAUCAAGUCAUCCUAAGAAACACGGAAAGGCACAAAAUGGGAAGUGAAAUACCCUAUGUGUCACAUUUGUACAGUAUUUUCAUAACUGUUACUUUACCAGAGAACACUGCGUUGUCUGAGAACGGAACUCUCGGCCCGUCGUCAUUGAAAGAAAGCCAUUCAGUGUUUUCUCGUGUUGUUCAAAUGAAAAGUUGCAUAACAAAUGGACUGAGAACUGCUGUGGCUAAAAUGAGGACUGGACAAGUUGAUUGUUUUUGUUUUCCUCCAUAGAAUACAAGUUUUGGAUUUGCACUCAUUGUCUCUGUUUUUAAUUAUUCAAAUUAUGAAGCUGCUCUGAAAGAAUGCCAUUUUAAAAUAUGGCUAUGAGUAGUGGUGGACAUUAUAGACAUAAAAUUCUCAUUUCAUGCUGAUUUUUUUGUGAUAAUAUAAAAGAACACAUGAAAAUUGUGCCAUUCAUUACACUAACCUGUGGCCAAAGUCAACUGUAGCACUCAGUAUGCUAUUGUGUGCACAUCUGGUUAUUCUUGUGCAUGAGGUGUAUACAGUGAAGGGAUUCACAUAUUCAUAUGUAAUAUCCCAUAGCUGUCUGAAACCUGUUGGUAGAGGAUGCUGGCUUGAUGCAUUUGGAGCAGGUUUGGUCAGUGAGACAGUUUCACAUGGAACUGUACUAAAUCAAAAGUAACAUUACAUUUCACAGUGAUUACUUUCUGAUGUUUAAAUAGCACCGUCACAAGUCCACCCAAUGGGAUGGAUUUAUUUUAAUUAGUUUGUAUUAGUACUUAAAUUGUAAGUAUUACAACCAUUUUGUGCAUCAAGCUAUUAAGUAUUUGUUCUAAUGGUGAGUUUCCAACCUCUGCAUUGUUGUGCACGAGCACACUUGAACAGUGUUAAUGGGUGCAGUCUGCAGAAAUGUCCUGCAAUUUUUUUUUUUUUGUUGCUGUCAUCAAUUGCAUGCAUAAUUCACUGUGUGUUGCGUGUACACAUAUUUGAUGUGCAUCUGCUUGUGAGAAUAUCAGACAAGUUUUGCAUUUGGUUGCAAGAUGUCAUCUUUGAAAAAGUACUUUUUAUUUUUUCAAGAAAUGUCAAAUCCAACAGCAGGAGUUUU